AUGAACAAGCAGAAGAUUGCACUUAAUCAUGUGACCCAGAUGUCCCAGAGACGGGCUGAAAAGGAGAGUAUUGUCCCCCACCAGACCCCUCCUCAAAUGGGCCACAAUCAAGGAAUGCACCCUCCCGGCCUGGAGCUUUACACGCAUAGGCAGGAGAGCAGCUAUUCUUCACAAUCGGGCGAAAUCCAGCGCUGGACCGGGAUUGGAUUCGCGUAUCAACAGGAAAACGUGUAG
Molecule: messenger RNA, 234 nt
Organism: Knipowitschia caucasica
Lineage: Eukaryota; Metazoa; Chordata; Actinopteri; Gobiiformes; Gobiidae
Source: the annotation of a GenBank genome assembly